This is a messenger RNA of Mercurialis annua (annual mercury), 1084 nucleotides long. Its product is annotated as mitogen-activated protein kinase kinase 7-like. Bases 71 to 1084 code for a protein of 337 amino acids. Gene Ontology annotation, molecular function: protein serine/threonine kinase activity; ATP binding. The transcript has a single exon. Gene Ontology annotation, cellular component: cytoplasm. The record is from RefSeq and is a predicted model, not a curated record. Lineage: Eukaryota; Viridiplantae; Streptophyta; Magnoliopsida; Malpighiales; Euphorbiaceae. Gene Ontology annotation, biological process: protein phosphorylation.
CAAGGUUUUUCUUUCUGAAUCUCAAUCUUCGUUCAGUUCAUCUUUAUUUUCAUUCGUAUAGAUUAAAAAAAUGACUAAAAGUGAAACCUGUUUACAAGUUUGUUCACUAUCAUCAAAAAUUCUGAAACCAAAAGAUAUUACAAAACCUAAACGAAGAAUAAACCUCCGUAUCUCCGUUCAAGAAGUUCUGAAAGUUAAGUCCAAGUUCUUGCCGAUAUCUAGCAACAACAAUGGUGGCAUGGCUCGAGAAGAUUUUGAAGAAUUAUGUGUUCUUGGGCGUGGAAAUUAUGGGGUCGUUUACAAGGUACGGCACCGCUUAACUUCAGAAAUUUACGCCUUGAAAGUCAUUCAAGAAGAUAUUUCUACUGCAUCGAACCCUAAUCUCUCACAAGAGAUAGAGAUCUUAACGGGUUCGGAUUCGCCUUUUCUUACCAAAUGCUAUGGGGUUUUCGACGCUAAAGUCGGCGAAAAAGCGAUUCUAUUGGAGUAUAUGGAAGCCGGAACAGUUGAAACCCUACUUAGAAACCAUGGUCCUUUCCCGGAGUAUAUACUCGGCCAUAUUGCUUACCAAGUGCUGAAUGGUCUUAAUUAUCUCCAUGCCCGUAAUAUAGCCCAUCUCGAUAUCAAGCCUGCAAAUCUUCUGGUAAAUAAGGAUCUGAAGGUCAAAAUUAGUGAUUUUGGAAUUAGCAAAAUUGUUAGCAAGAAUGCAGAUUGUGAAUACCUUGGGAGCCAAGGAACAUAUGCUUAUAUGAGUCCUGAAAGGUUAGAUUCUGAGGCAUUUGGGUUAGGGUUUCCGUUUGCGGGUGACGUAUGGUCUUUAGGUGUUAGUUUGUUGGAGUUAUGUAUUGGCCAUUUUCCAUUUUUUCCGGCUAAUCAGAAACCUAAUCUGGUGGAGAUUGUGAUGAAGAUUUGUUAUGGAGAAUUAGAUGAUUUUUUGCCGGAGGCCGCAUCGGAAGAGUUUUUGAGUUUCCUCAGGUGUUGCUUGGAGAAACAUCCCAGUAAGAGAUGGUCUUCUUCUCAAUUGCUGACUCAUCCUUUCAUUUGUAUGGACAGAGAUCCAAUUCCAAGUAGUUUGCUGGACUAA